This is a messenger RNA of Oreochromis niloticus (Nile tilapia), 2850 nucleotides long. Its product is annotated as free fatty acid receptor 3. Gene Ontology annotation, molecular function: bioactive lipid receptor activity. Gene Ontology annotation, biological process: G protein-coupled receptor signaling pathway; positive regulation of cytosolic calcium ion concentration; positive regulation of insulin secretion. Lineage: Eukaryota; Metazoa; Chordata; Actinopteri; Cichliformes; Cichlidae. Gene Ontology annotation, cellular component: plasma membrane. The record is from RefSeq and is a predicted model, not a curated record. Bases 1006 to 1926 code for a protein of 306 amino acids. The transcript has a single exon.
UGACGCAAGACAGUGCAAACAGAAACGGCCUGAAAGGAAAAACAAAAUCAGACUGGUAAAUAAAAGCUUUGCUACUGUCACGUUCAUUUAUCUUCAAAUAUCCGAAGACUGGACGCUGUAGACGUUUGUUUUAAAGACUGGAUCAAUAGACUGAUCAAACACCUAAUAGCUGUGUUUCGAAUGGCGGCAGCUCCAUUCUUGGAAAAAAAAAAUCUGUCGGGUGGAUUUUCUGCUCCAUUUUCUUCACCAGCAGCCUCCCGCAUGACACACCCACCUCGCCUAACACACUUUCCCACAUGCGCACACAGAACACCCACAAUAAGGAAAACACCGUCCACCAUAAAACUGUUCGAAGUGCCUUCGUGUCACAAACAAAUCACCAUUUCCCAAAGCCCAACCCAUCCUCUGCUCGCACUAACCAUCAGUUUUCAGCACAUUUAUGACUUUACUGCCUGGCCCUCCAGUUCGUUUAGACAGCCUUGAAUUUAAGAGGAUGGGCAUGUGCUUCCUGACAGGUUGAAUUAUUCUGAAUCAUUUCACUUAAGGGCCCAGAUGCUAACUGUCUGUUGUCCUUCACUGAGAAGGCAAUUAAGGUGGCCUGGUGCCGGCUAAAUGCCCCCCAGCUUCUGCAUGGGUGAGUACGUCUUCUUAUCUGCGUCUGUCAUGAUGUCGUAUGGACCUCGCCCCCUGUCUGCCCAUACACAUCCUCCCAUUUGUGGCCACCACCUCUUUUUUUUUUUUUUUUUUUUAGCAUCACCUGUCUCUGUGCCUCAGACCUGCUUGUGCACAUGAUGGCGAGAGAAAGCCGGCUCUUCUGCAGCUACUUUACCGCCUCGGAAAACAUUCCAAACGGAGACUUUGCUGUUUUAAAGAUGUGGUAGAUAAGCGGAGAGGACAAAAGGUCAGCAGUGUGCAUAUUUCCAGGCAAGACUUUUCUUCAACCUUCAAACUAUGUCAUGGUAAACUGGAGGCGGUGCUACCAGUUUAGUGAACUCAUCUGUAGAGAUGCAGCUGGCUGUCAAGGACUGCAUUGCUCUCCUCAUCUACAUCUUGACCUUUCUGCUCGGCCUUCCCGCCAACCUGCUCGUCUUCUUUGUGUACAUGCGCAAGGCUCGUAAACAUGGUGCCACACCCAACGUGGUCUACGCCCUCAACUUGUGUCUGGCCAACUUGGGGCUGUUAGUCUGGCUGCCUGUCAAGACUCUGGAGACUUUGCUUCAGGACUGGAGGCUGCCUGCUCCUGUGUGUCUUGUCUACAACUUCUUCCUCUUCUCGUCCCUGUAUGGCAGCUGUCUGUUCAUCACUGCUGUAACAGCGGGCCGUUACUUCAGCAUAGCAUUCCCGAUUACCUACAAGAGAUGGCGCUGUGCUCGUAACUCCUGCAUCAUCAGCGGUGUCUUGUGGCUGUUGGUGGUGCUACACCUCAGCCCUGGCGUGGUGGUCGGAGAAGGGGGUUUUUUUGUUUCCACAGGUAAUAACUCCUCAGUUUGCUAUGAAGAUUUUAGUGCGUCUCAGCUGGCCGUGCUGCUGCCACUCCGCCUGGAGAUGGCCAUCGCCCUGUUUCUUUUGCCUCUGAUUGUGUCAACUUUUUGCACGAUGCGCUGCGUCACGCUGGUGUGGCGCUCAAAAUUGUCCCCCAUGGGAAAAAAGAGAGUGCUGGCUGUUGCGCUGUCCACGCUUGCUGUGUUUGUGGUUUGCUACGCACCCUACAACGCGUCACACGUCGUGGGGUUUGUGAUGGGGGAGAACGUGAAGUGGAGGACGUACGCUAUGCUGACGAGCACCUGUAACGUAUUCCUGGACCCUGUGGUCAUGCUGAUGCUAUCUCCAGUCAUGUCAAGAGGCAUCUUGGGAAGAAUCUGUGGACGGCAAAGCCAGUUCAGCCACAGGGGGGGUUCUCGGUACCAGUGUAAAGCCAUCAGUUAAGCUUCAAAAGUUAGACCACCAACUGUCCCAUCUGAGGGGAGCAAACCUGGGGCUUAGAUGACCUGAGAGUGUCACAAACAUUUGGUCUGAUAUGACCACCCUUCAUGUACCAGUAACCUCUGCAAACAGACCCAGUAAACCUCCUCCACACUGACUGUCCAGCUACAUGAAGUCUGUUAAUUCAGAGCUGACUGACUUCUUUAAAGCUUUGUGUCGUCAGGCGUUAACGACCUGUUUAGACCAAAUGUUUCUAAAGAAAAGAGAUGAUGUAAAAGCCUGUUUUGCAGACUGAAUACAGCUGUGUGGUACUGCUGUGUCACAUGUAAUGUUUUGCUGAUCCCGGUUUUGGAUUAAAAUGACGUAUGGAUAGUAUGUGAAAUCAGGCACAGGCACACUGUGUAUGUUUAAACAUUUUAUUUCGAAUUUCAUGAGGAAUGUUUAUCGGCUGAUUUUAAAUGGCUCCAUCUGGUGUCUCAAGCUGUAAAAGCUCACUUUAAAAUGUGUCAUGUUUUGGAAAGUGUUCAGCAUUAAAAGACAUUUCUCACAGGUGAAGCUAAUCACAACACCGCUGCUUUUAUUUUCAGUGGCAGAAUUGUGUUUUUGGUGUCAGGGUUACAAUUAGAUUAUGGUUAGGUUUAGUCUAAGGGUCAAGGUUAGGGUAAAUGGCUGGGGAAAGCAUUAUGUUAAAAACAUGUCCUCACUAAGAUAUGAAAACGAGUGUGUGUGUGGCGUGUGUGAUGUGUGUUCUGUGUAUGUGUAUGUGUGUGUGUUUUAAACUGCUUUUUGAUAAACUUUAAUUAUCAAAAAUAUGAUGUCUGAAAUUAAUUACAUUUAAAUGAACAUCAUGAAUUUUUUGUUUGUGCAUAAAUUGAUCAGAUCCUGAAAAGUUGUGUCUCUUGACUAAUAAAGCAGUGCGUUUACGAA